AUGAAAGUGAAACCACAAGGUCCUGGGUUGGGGGUCUCAUCUGCCAUAAAUGUAAUUAAUGCACAAUCCCUUGGCUGCCCUUCUGUGACAUGCUGUUUUAUGGAAGGGACAGCAGGUGGAGCCAUAUCAGUAAGUCAAUGGGGGCCUCUUGGCUCUUCAAGUGUUGGGGUUAUUGGCCUUUUGCAGUAUUUUGCAGGAAUUGAGUGGGGGCGGGUGUGUGUGCCCGUUCCUCCUCCUACCCCUGAUCCCCCUUUGGCUGUGUAUGGAAGGGACUUGUCCUCAAAGCUGGUCUGUCGCUUGGAGCAAGAGGGCUCUGGACCUAUAGAGGGCUGCUGA
Podarcis lilfordi (Lilford's wall lizard) is the source of this 336-nucleotide messenger RNA. NCBI's taxonomy places the organism in Eukaryota, Metazoa, Chordata, Lepidosauria, Squamata, Lacertidae. The record is from the annotation of a GenBank genome assembly.